CAGCAGGCCGACCUUGCGAAUGCGCGAAUCUUGCUCAAGCAAUGAUCACACCGGAGUAACCACGAAAAUGGACAACUCAUAUGGCCAGAUAUGAUAAAGCGGCAGGGAAUACUCAAUGAAGACCUAAGUUUCGAUUUUGUGUUCCAAGAAUCCUGCAGUUCACCCAGUGCGGAGGUUGGACGUGGCGCCGUUUGGGUGACUUUCCUGGUUCUUUAUCUUAUCUCCCCUCCAUCCAGCCACUUUACGCGCUCCGACGCGUCACCGGGAGCUCUUCCCAACUACGUAAUACAAGACUCAAGUUAGUAACGAUUCGACUUUUAAGACUUCUGCAGCCCCUCAAUCAAUACGAAGACAAAACACUCAGGAAACAAUGUCGCAACCAAUUCUCUCAAUUGAAGAGUCCGCCGCCACCCCGUGCGCAAUGGCCAACAUCCUGCCCUGCCGCAUUCAUCACAAUGGUCCAGUGGACCCAAUUGACACUUUCUGGUCACCGACAAGUUCACAAGACGGCAAGAGAACUGCCUAUUUCCGAGGUCGCAAACUGAAAGCCGAGACCACCCCUCUCCCAGAGUCCUACCGUGGAGUUGUAGUUGAACAAGCGCCAAGAGUCGAAGCUCCUCCUGCGGAAGAAGGCGAGAAGAAAACGGUGGAAACAAGUUCCCUGAAAGUGACUGGUACAUUUGAGGAGGUCGCAGUCUGGGGCCAUGAAGAGCCCGUAGACAGAGAAUCAGACGGUUUUGUUCGAGGCGUUGAGGAAUGGUUGAACAUUGCUGAUAAGAUUCAUUCAUACGGGCCUUCAGGCAAAGUGGUUGAGUAGUGUACACAAGGCGUACAAAGGGCAGCAUAUAUACCCUUCUUCGAUUAGAUACCCGACAGCGGCUUUAGCUGGGCGCAAUGAGCGAUCCGGCAGGCAGUCAUAUAGCAUGGUCUUGGAUGCUCGCCUCACGAUAAUGGCAUCUCAGCCUUCGAGGUGAAGCAGACACGACCAUCGCUGGCUUGGAUACACGCGCAACACAGGUCCAUGACGCAAACUCGAUCAGAGCAGCACCCCAGUGCACCUGAGCUUUUCAGUUCAGCAGGAGCUUC
Emericellopsis atlantica is the source of this 1086-nucleotide messenger RNA. RefSeq names its product ribonuclease H2 non-catalytic subunit-domain-containing protein. The transcript is spliced from 3 exons. Gene Ontology annotation, biological process: RNA catabolic process. Gene Ontology annotation, cellular component: ribonuclease H2 complex. Lineage: Eukaryota; Fungi; Ascomycota; Sordariomycetes; Hypocreales; Bionectriaceae. The record is from RefSeq and is a predicted model, not a curated record. The coding region runs from base 371 to 817 and encodes 148 amino acids.